AUGUUGCUCCCGAUCGCCCGAAGCCGCAUUGCGGCGCUGUCUUCCACCUGGGCUCCCCGCGUCGCUUCCCAGUCCUGGGCCGCCGCCGCCGCCUACUCGACGACCGUCCCUCGCUUCUCGGAAAACACCAUUCCAGCCAACGACCCGACCCCGCGGAAGCCCAAGCCCAAUGUUUCCGAGACCAAUGCUACACCGGUUGACUCGAUGGGAGAGUGGGAUGUUGCGCUGCAGGAAUCUACGGAUGUUGCAGAGCGUGUGAGGACAAUGCAGGCUCCCAACCGGGCUACCACUUGGGCCCCGAGCCAGAGGCCUAGAGCGGAAGCGAUGAGUGGGCCGCGAUUCGAGCAGACUAUAAUGCAUCUUCAGCCCACACCCAUGGCCGCAAUCGAGCUCAUCCACAAACAGCCCGUCCGCUGGACAAAGAAGCGCAUUGUCAGCUGUGACGGAGGUGGCGGCCCUCUCGGCCACCCCAGAGUCUUUAUCAACACCGACAAGCCCGAGAUCGUGCCCUGCGGCUACUGCGGCCUUCCCUUCGCCCACGAGAGCAACCGUGCGUACCUCCAAUCCCUGCCCGAGACCAGCUACCCCCUUGAGUCUACCGGUGAUCCCGCCGAGGUGAACGAGACCCAGCGUGUGACGGAGGGCGGAUAUGAGCAGCGGUAA
Molecule: messenger RNA, 663 nt
Organism: Aspergillus calidoustus
Lineage: Eukaryota; Fungi; Ascomycota; Eurotiomycetes; Eurotiales; Aspergillaceae
Source: the annotation of a GenBank genome assembly